CUAAAACGGUCUGUUACAGGCUACACGGGGGAUCUUUGUCUUUGUGAAUUGCUGAUGUAGAGCGGAAGGAAGGAAGUUGCCGUGGUCUGAUUUCUCUGUCGAGAAGCAAACUCCAGCCUUGUUUAUCCAGACGCGUGGACACGCGGAGACACCGGAGGCGCAGAGGGACACAGAGACACCGGGCGAUACGGAGAAACAAGGGGACACAGAGACAUAGAGACACCGGGAGACACGGAGACAGAGACACCGAGAGACACAGAGACACCUUGCGACACGGAGAAACAAAGGAACACAGAGACAUAGAGACACCGGGAGACAGAUACGGUGAUCCGGAGACACGGAGACGCAGAGAGACACCGGGCAACACAAAGACACGGAUACACCGGAGACGCAGAUAGACAUAGAGACACGGAGACACCUCGCGACACGGAUAAACAAGAAGACACAGGGACAUAGAGACACCGGGAGACACGGAGAUACGGAGACAUCGGAGACGCAGAUUGACACAGAGACUCCGGGAGACAGAGACAUCGGAGACAUCGACACACAUUGCAAGUGUACAGACAUACACACUGGCACACCCAGACACACACACACACAAACUGAUACACAUGAGCACACUGACGUACGUACACACACAGACAUACACACUUAGGUAUGCACACAGGUCUGCAGACACGUACACACACACAGACACAUCGGGAUACACACGGACAGACACAGACGCACACACGCCCCCUAUCAAUGUCUUUCCAAGCGCUUUUUUUCUACCAGAUUUAAACGACAAAUUGGAAAAUGUUGCCUAUUCAAGAGAUCGUCACUAGGGAACAGUUAAAUGAGCUGCGAGAUCGUGAGACGGUGGUCGUGAGCCAGGUCUCCAUGGCCACGCGAGGGAUUUGCGAGCCUCUCAAAAAGUCUCAGAGGAUUUUCCACAACACGGCUCUGGACUUCACUGAGAGUGGACGGGGCCUGCGGGUGGAGGCGGCCACGCCACACCUGGUGAGUGUGGGCGGGGGGCGACUCUCCACGGCCGUGACGCUGCUGCCCCUGCACGAGGGCCAAACCAGACUGGGCACGGCGGAUUCGAUUCCUCCUCCCGACAUCGAGAUCCGCGGUCCCGGAGCGCAGCGCGACCAUUGCGUCAUCGAGGCGCGGGGAGGCGCCAUCACCCUCGUGCCCUGCGGACACCCCUGCACCAUCGACGGCACCGCCGUGCGGGAGCCAACGCGGCUCACUCAAGGCUGCAUGCUUUGUCUCGGACAGUGGAACUUCUUCCGUUUCAAUCAUCCGGACGAGGCGGUGAGAAUUCGCAGCAUGCUGGCCCCGUCGGCGAACCCGCCCGCCGCCCCGUCACACGCCAUGAGCUCGGUGAACGGCAACGACGCCCGGCGCAGGGACGGUGCGCCAGCAGGACGGGCCGGCGCUCGAGACAAACUCCUCAACGCCUGCUCCAUCGAGCAGGACCUGCAGGACAUCAUCGACUCGCUCACGCUGGAGAGCAACACAGCCUCCGGCGCCCCUCUCACGCCGGCCUCCUUCACCAGCGUCGCCUCCGCUCCGGACAACGGCAACAACAACCACCAGCAGCAGCAGCAGCCCCGCGGCGUACCGUGCUCCCCUCCCUCGAGCCCGGAACGCGUCUCCCUCUCCGGCUCAUGCUACGACAACCUGGCGUCCGCCUCGUCGUCGCCAUCGUCGCCCUCGUCGUCGUCAAGUUCCAACGACAACCACGGCACGCCGCCCGUGCCCGCCCGCUCCUCCAGCUACAACUUUACUUCGCAGCGCUCCGCCAACGGCUUCCGUGCUGCCGCGGCCGCCCCCCCCGUGGCGACGGCUAUGCCGGCGGCGCCGGCCGCCAGGGCCGAAAGCCCCCGCGCGCCGAGGCGACGGAUCCGGGACGCGCCCAUGGAGCGGCCUCACCUUGCGCACGCCAAACCCGGCCAGGGCGGCGGCGGCAUCGGCGGAGUGCCACCGGAGAGUGGCGGCUGCGCCAAUGCCAACGCCGCUGCGGCCUGCUUCCCAGGCUUCUCGCCGGAGAGCCCUCCAAGCCCGAGGCUCCCCAGGGCUUCUCUGGAGAGGGGCGGGGGGGCGGCCACGGCGGCCGGGCCCGUGCCGCUCUCCCCACGGGCGGCGAGGAGAUCGGCCACCACCCCGCCUGCCAGCCCGGAGGCCUCGCGCCGCGGCUGCUUCCCCAUCUCACUCGCCUCCCCACAGGGUCCCUCGAGGUGGCAGCAGCAGCAGCAGCAGCAGCCGCCGCACUCGCCGUCAUCGGCAAGAAGACUCGUGGCGCGCGGCGGCGGCGGCGGUGGUGGCGGAGCCUUGGAAGGCCGCUCUCCGACUUUGGGCGUCCAGAGCAGCCAGCGUUGGGGUCAGCCUCAGGCGAAGCCUGCGGGCGUAGGCCCCGACGGGUCCCCUCGCUCCCUGCUCAGCCCCGAUUACGGUCACCACCAGCAGCAGCAGCAACCGCCGCGCCCUCUGGACACGCUGCCUCCUCUGAGCCCGAAGUCGAGCCGCAAGGCCGCGGCUUCGCCGGCGCUGGCCGGGCCAGAGUCGUGCCCCUCGGUUGGCAAACGCCUCGGAGGCGUCUUCACCAGUCCGGCGUUCAUACGGCGGUCCGGCGGUGGUGGUGGUGGUGGUGAUAGUGGCAGCGGUGCACGAGAAGGCCUCGUUAUUUUGGACCACGAAGCCGCCGCCGCGGCAUCAUCGUCCCCUCGGGCACGCCGGUCGGCUCCUUCAGCGUCGCGACCAAGGUGAAGAUCCCGGCGUCAACAACAACAACAGCGGCGGC
This is a messenger RNA of Lethenteron reissneri (Far Eastern brook lamprey), 2788 nucleotides long. RefSeq names its product pleckstrin homology-like domain family B member 1. Gene Ontology annotation, molecular function: protein binding. NCBI's taxonomy places the organism in Eukaryota, Metazoa, Chordata, Hyperoartia, Petromyzontiformes, Petromyzontidae. The record is from RefSeq and is a predicted model, not a curated record.